Molecule: messenger RNA, 1230 nt
Organism: Sordaria macrospora k-hell
Lineage: Eukaryota; Fungi; Ascomycota; Sordariomycetes; Sordariales; Sordariaceae
Source: RefSeq, a predicted model, not a curated record
AUGUCCGUACGACCGCCGGUGGCAGAGACCAUAUUUGACCUGAUCGUCUUCGUUGUUUCCCUGGUCAAUAUCUCCAACAACAACAGGCAGCUGGAUCUCAUUGGCGCGCCUAAUUACGUCGAACCGCUUUACCUGAUCUACCGCCUGUUGUCGGCAUGUUUCAAGCCUGGCGGAGCAGCAGCAGUACUGCUCGUAGUCGGAACGAUCCUCAUCACCAUCUGCCAAUAUGGCAUCCCCAACACGGGUUCCUGGCUAGUCAAAGCCAUGGAAAUAAUCUUCUGGAUAUAUCUUGCUCUGAGCUUUGUUAUCUCCGCCUUCCUUUACUUACUCCUUUGGUCCACCACCGUCUUCCCAAUCCACACCAUGACGCCGGUCUGGGUUUUCCCGGCCUACCCGCUCCUGUUGACAGCUCCCUACGGCGCCAACCUGAUCGCUGCCUCGGUAAAGGCCGGCCACACGGAUGAGAUCAAACCCAUUUCCAUCGCCCUCGCCUCUGUCGCCGUCCAAGGCACCGGCUUUCUCAUCUCCUUCAUGAUCUGCGCCGCCUUUCUCUAUCGCCUCAUGACCCAGAAGCUACCGCGCGACUACCAACGGCCCGGUGUUUUCAUCUCCAUCGGUCCCGGCGCCUUCACGGCCGCGGGACUGGUGCAACUCGCCAACUCCGCCCCCGAUUUCGUCCCGGCCGACUUUCUAGGUACGCAGGGCGGUGUCGCUAUUUCCAUCUUGCGCAUCCUGGCUUACAUGGCGGGCAUCUGGCUCUGGGGUUUGAGUUGUUGGUUCUUUCUGGUGAGCGUCGGUUCACUGUGGAAGUAUCUGAGGCCGGAGGGAAAGAGCAAGCUGCAGUUCCAGAUGACGUGGUUCUCGUUUGUGUUUCCCAACACGGCGCUGGUGACGGCUACGGAGCAACUUGGAAAAGCGUUUGAGAGCGAUGGGCUCAAGAUACUCGGGUGUGUCUUGACGGGGUGUAUCAUCCUGCGGCAGCGGCAGCGGCAGUGGCACAUCUUCGCCCCUGCUCAGCCUCCCACCUUCUCCGCGUCCAUCUCUGUUAUCGUUGUCAUCGAUACAAUCGUCCUCGUCAUCCACAUCCUCAAUGAGAAGCAUGAGGAGUACAAGUACAAGAAGUACGACAAGAAGCUUCGCCCCGAGCAGGUUAUCCAAGGAGUCAAGGCUAGAAAGCUUGGAAGCAGUCUUGAUAUCCUUGAAGGACUGAGCUACUUACUCAGCUACUGA